Messenger RNA from Elgaria multicarinata webbii, 4211 nucleotides. RefSeq names its product damage specific DNA binding protein 1 (gene DDB1). NCBI's taxonomy places the organism in Eukaryota, Metazoa, Chordata, Lepidosauria, Squamata, Anguidae. The record is from RefSeq and is a predicted model, not a curated record. Bases 119 to 3541 code for a protein of 1140 amino acids. Gene Ontology annotation, molecular function: nucleic acid binding; protein binding. Gene Ontology annotation, biological process: proteasome-mediated ubiquitin-dependent protein catabolic process; DNA repair. The transcript is spliced from 27 exons. Gene Ontology annotation, cellular component: nucleus; site of double-strand break.
UCUUCCGCUUCCUGUGGUGUCCCGCUGUGAGCGGGCGCUCUAGCGUUGGCGGCGAGGCUGUGUGCCCCCCUCCAGCAGCCGUCGCUUUCCGUGGCUCUUCACCUGCCCCGCUCCCGCCAUGUCGUGCAACUACGUGGUGACGGCACAGAAGCCCACGGCCGUCAACAGCUGCGUCACCGGGCACUUCACCUCCGCGGAGGACCUCAACUUGUUGAUUGCCAAGAACACCCGCCUAGAGAUCUAUGUGGUCACCGCCGAAGGGCUGCGGCCCGUCAAGGAGGUGGGCAUGUACGGCAAGAUCGCGGUCAUGGAGCUGUUCCGGCCCAAGGGGGAGAGCAAGGAUUUGCUCUUUAUUUUGACAGCAAAAUAUAAUGCCUGCAUCCUUGAGUACAAACAAAGUGGGGAGAGCAUUGACAUCAUCACCCGAGCCCAUGGCAAUGUGCAGGAUCGUAUCGGCCGUCCCUCAGAAACGGGUAUAAUUGGCAUAAUUGACCCAGAGUGCCGGAUGAUUGGACUACGACUCUAUGAUGGCCUCUUCAAAGUGAUCCCUCUGGAACGGGAAAAUAAGGAAUUAAAGGCAUUUAAUAUCCGACUGGAGGAACUGCAGGUCAUUGAUGUCAAGUUCCUGUAUGGGUGCCAAGCCCCAACCAUCUGUUUUGUAUACCAGGAUCCACAGGGCCGGCACGUCAAGACCUACGAGGUGUCUUUACGGGAGAAGGAGUUUAACAAAGGACCCUGGAAACAGGAGAAUGUGGAGGCUGAAGCCUCUAUGGUAAUUGCAGUGCCUGAGCCAUUUGGAGGGGCUAUCAUAAUUGGACAAGAAUCCAUCACCUACCAUAAUGGUGAUAAAUACCUGGCUAUAGCCCCACCCAUCAUCAAGCAAAGUACAAUUGUGUGUCACAACCGUGUGGAUCCAAAUGGGUCCCGUUACCUUCUGGGGGACAUGGAGGGCCGCCUAUUCAUGCUGUUAUUGGAGAAGGAGGAACAGAUGGACGGUGGUGUCAGUCUGAAGGAUUUGCGUGUGGAGCUGCUUGGAGAGACAUCCAUUGCAGAAUGCCUGACUUACCUAGACAAUGGUGUUGUGUUUGUUGGCUCACGACUUGGGGACUCCCAACUUGUGAAGCUCAAUGUGGACAGUAAUGAACAAGGCUCAUAUGUUGUGGCCAUGGAAACCUUCACCAACCUUGGUCCCAUUGUGGACAUGUGUGUGGUAGAUCUUGAGAGACAGGGCCAAGGGCAGCUGGUUACAUGUUCUGGUGCCUUUAAGGAGGGCUCGCUGAGGAUCAUCCGGAAUGGGAUUGGAAUUCAUGAACAUGCCAGCAUUGAUCUGCCAGGAAUUAAAGGAUUGUGGCCCCUGAGGUCAGACUCUCAUCGUGAAACUGAUAACACCUUAGUGCUGUCCUUUGUUGGACAAACCAGGGUGUUGAUGUUGAAUGGGGAGGAAGUGGAGGAAACUGAACUGACAGGAUUUGUGGAUGAUCAACAAACUUUUUUCUGUGGCAAUGUGGCUCAUCAGCAGUUAAUCCAGAUAACAUCCGGCUCAGUACGACUUGUCACUCAGGAGCCCAAGGCCCUGGUGAGCGAAUGGAAAGAGCCAAACGGGAAGAACAUCAGCGUGGCUUCCUGCAAUAGCAGUCAAGUGGUGGUGGCUGUGGGGAGAGUGCUGUACUACCUAGAGAUCCACCCUCAGGAACUCAAGCAGAUAAGUUGCACAGAGAUGGAGCAUGAGGUUGCCUGCUUGGACAUCACUCCCCUGGGAGACAUCAGCGGCAUGUCCCCUCUGUGUGCGAUUGGCCUCUGGACUGACAUCUCAGCCCGCAUUCUUAAACUGCCCUCAUUUGACCUGCUACACAAGGAGAUGCUGGGAGGAGAGAUUAUCCCACGCUCCAUUCUGAUGACCACCUUUGAGAGUAGCCACUAUCUGCUUUGUGCCCUGGGGGAUGGGGCUCUCUUCUACUUCGGGCUGAACGUUGAGACAGGUUUGCUGAGUGAUCGGAAGAAAGUGACUCUGGGAACUCAGCCCACUGUUUUAAGGACAUUUCGCUCCCUCUCCACUACCAAUGUAUUUGCCUGCUCGGACCGCCCAACGGUUAUUUACAGCAGCAACCACAAACUGGUCUUUUCCAAUGUCAAUCUUAAGGAGGUGAACUACAUGUGCCCUCUCAACUCAGAUGGGUAUCCUGACAGCCUGGCUUUAGCCAACAACAGCACUUUGACAAUCGGCACCAUUGAUGAAAUUCAGAAGCUGCACAUCCGCACCGUUCCCCUUUAUGAGUCACCCAGGAAGAUCUGCUAUCAGGAAGUAUCUCAGUGUUUUGGUGUGCUCUCCAGUCGUAUUGAGGUCCAGGAUGCCAGUGGAGGCACAACUGCACUGAGGCCCAGUGCAAGCACCCAGGCCCUCUCCAGCAGUGUGAGCUCCAGCAAGUUGUUCUCUAGCAGCACAGCCCCACAUGAGACAUCGUUUGGUGAAGAGGUUGAGGUGCACAACCUGCUCAUCAUAGAUCAGCACACAUUUGAAGUGCUUCAUGCUCACCAGUUCCUGCAGAAUGAGUAUGCGCUAAGCCUGGUUUCGUGCAAAUUGGGCAAAGACCCCAACACGUAUUUUAUUGUGGGCACAGCCAUGGUGUAUCCUGACGAGGCAGAACCCAAGCAGGGUCGUAUUGUGGUGUUCCACUAUUCUGAUGGUAAAUUGCAGAGUCUGGCUGAGAAAGAAGUGAAAGGGGCUGUCUAUUCCAUGGUGGAAUUCAAUGGAAAACUCCUAGCCAGCAUAAACAGCACGGUGCGGCUGUAUGAGUGGACAGCAGAGAAGGAGCUUCGCACAGAAUGCAAUCAUUACAACAACAUCAUGGCGCUGUAUGUAAAGACAAAGGGCGACUUCAUCUUAGUUGGCGAUCUGAUGCGCUCUGUCCUUUUGCUUGCGUAUAAGCCCAUGGAAGGGAACUUUGAAGAGAUCGCUCGUGACUUCAAUCCAAAUUGGAUGAGUGCUGUGGAGAUUUUGGAUGAUGACAACUUCCUUGGGGCAGAGAAUGCCUUUAACUUGUUUGUGUGCCAGAAAGACAGUGCUGCCACAACGGAUGAGGAACGCCAGCAUCUACAGGAGUUUGGCCUAUUCCAUUUGGGCGAAUUUGUCAAUGUCUUCUGUCAUGGGUCCCUGGUCAUGCAGAAUCUGGGCGAAACAUCCACACCAACACAGGGCUCCGUGCUUUUUGGCACAGUCAAUGGAAUGAUUGGAUUGGUGACUUCACUGUCAGAAAGCUGGUAUAACCUCCUGCUGGAUGUGCAGAACAGGCUCAACAAAGUCAUUAAGAGUGUGGGAAAGAUUGAACACUCCUUCUGGAGAUCAUUCCAUACGGAACGUAAGACGGAGCCAGCUACAGGAUUUAUUGAUGGAGAUUUAAUUGAAAGCUUUCUGGACAUCAGCCGACCCAAGAUGCAAGAGGUGGUGGCUAACCUACAGAUUGAUGAUGGCAGUGGCAUGAAGAGGGAGGCGACAGUGGAUGACUUGAUCAAGAUUGUGGAGGAGCUCACCCGUAUCCACUAACUGGAUGAGGAGAUAUUUCCUAGCACCUUCCUCCAUGCUAGCACAUGGAGUCUUUUCCCACUUGCAGCUGGGUCCCCUAGCCGGUUGCAUUGUAAUACUAGAGGCAGUAGCAAUGUGCCUGGGUGAAAGUGGGGAAUCCCUGAACUGAAGCCAUCCCGCUAGGGAUGCAAUGUUGGCUGUUGAUGGUAUCACUUUCUGCUUGGAUUCAGCAAUCCUGUGGCUCUCAUCUGCCAACCCAGUCCCAGCCAGUUGUUCCAAUUGAGUAACCGCUAGCAGUUGGCAAAGCUGCACACCUCCCUCCCACCCACCUAGACUCUUCCCACAACUCAUUCACUGUUGUCUUUUAGUAUCUUUUUUUGGAUUUUUUGUUUUGUUUUGUUCCUUGUGUUUUGAAGUGGGAGUCUCCUUUCCCCCCCUCUUCAUCUGUUUGGAUGAGGUGUGGUUAGAUGACUGUGUCUCAUGCUGGGGAAGUGGAAGUGGUGCCUACUCUGGCUUAUGGAGAUGCCUGCCCAGGUAAGGGAACCCAAGUAUGGGUGGGAAGUCUCCCUACCACCCCCACCACCCCCACCCCCACCCAGCCUGGCUCCUCAUUCAGGAAGAAGGGGCUGGAAAAUUACUUUUCUGUUGUUGGUUUUGGAAUUUUACCAAAUAAAAGUAGUCCAAGAGGAAA